This is a messenger RNA of Podospora anserina S mat+, 4056 nucleotides long. RefSeq lists its product as uncharacterized. The transcript is spliced from 2 exons. Lineage: Eukaryota; Fungi; Ascomycota; Sordariomycetes; Sordariales; Podosporaceae. Bases 1 to 4056 code for a protein of 1351 amino acids. The record is from RefSeq and is a predicted model, not a curated record.
AUGUCGAGACCACCAUCCAAACAUUUACAAACCCAGAAAAGGACGAGAUCGGGCGUUUCUCUCACCAUGACGGAGCCGGAUGGAUCUGAAGCAGCCUACAGCCCCACGACCCCGAGUUCCCCGACGAGUUCUCAUGGCGAACAUCGAAGAAGUUUUUCUCUCAACUCGAUCAAAGGACGGCCAUGGCGCUCCAUGAGCAACAGCAACAGAGACCGAGAUUCUACACCAGACUCGGCGUUUAGGGGCCAUGUUAGGAAAUUAUCCAAAUCACGACCAUAUUCGGCAUCUCCAGUCGAUGGCUUCAGUCGACGUAGCUCAGGCAUUUCCGAGGAUCACGUCCAAAGUCUUCACAGCCGGUUGUCGUUCACCACAACAGAUCCCCCGAGUCUCACCCCAAGUUCGUCAUCAUGUUCCUUCGACUGGAAAACUCAAAGAGUAGAGGGGGGAUGUGCGCUGGAACCGGAUACAAGUCUGUUGAAGACCAAGACUCCAUACCUGGUGGUCACAACGGACUAUCUUCUCAAGAUGAAAAGCCGUGCCGACGCAGUGGCAUUAUUUCCAUCAUUGGCCAUUGAAGGCGAGAAAGCGCACCAUGGCUCCCCCCCGGAGCCUGCUCUCGCCAUCCCUAUAUCGACUGUUGUGGCAGCCUUCUACUCGGAAAGCAUCAAGCCGUCGUUUGGAAUCGAAGUAUGGUGGAAGGGUUUUGGCGGCCAGUCGUUUUACCGGUCCGAGUUCUUUUUCAGCUUACCGCGGGAGCAACAGAAGAUGCUCGAGAGCAUCACGCGAGUAAUAGGGACAAAAGAGCAGGACGAGUCUGGGUCUUUGAACAAGUGUGAUGAUAUCAAGCCACUCAUGCAAAAGAUCCAGAUGAUGGAGGAGCCAGUAUUCGCAAACAAGGAGUUGGAGAUCUUCCCGGUGAUCCCACGAGGACAUACGAGAAAGGAGUACAUGCCAAAGAUGGAGGAUGCGUCCAAGAAGUCUCAGGAGGGCUCGGCGUACUAUCUGGUCAUUGGCACAUAUCUCUGCUACCUCGCCGAAGUUCAGAGAGGGAAGGCUGGCUCAAGCUACAAGCACAGGACGUUCGGCCUGGUCACACUGAACUCGGUGGUUGGGGAUUGGUCCUUCCACGAGGAGAGGUUUAAUAUCUCGUUCCGUGAUCCCUUCAAGACGCCAGUGACACUCGAACUUGCCAGCCGCUACUAUCGACAGAUCAUUCGCAUCCUUGGUACUGCUGACCGCUUUAUCAAGCCCAACUGGCCCCAACUUUGGCAGAACCUGGAAAUCUUCUCGGUUUCUGGGCUUCGGAACCCUCAGUACUUGGUCUCUCGGGAAGACUACGGCGCCAUCAAGCGCACACUUGACGCUCACAUUGCCGGGUAUCGUUGUGCGCCUGUCGAGUGGGAGAUCAACUGGAAGACUCGGCAUGCACCCGAGUUUCGACUGCUCCCGCCAAAGCAUGCGGGACUGUACACAGGCCUUCAACUUUUGGCUGUUCUCAGGGCGCUCAGGUAUAAUGACUAUUUCAACUCGCUGUCUUUCAAGGAUGUGGACUUGUCGAUGCUGCACGGCGCGGAUGACAAUCUGGGCGGGGGCAUCAACGUUGCCUACCUGAGCCGGACUUGUAAGUUCUCAAAGUGUGUUUCUCUGUUCAGGCAGUCAGCUGACAACACUACAGGCAUCAAACUCACCAAUGAUGAAGUGCAGCUGCUGAAGACCUGCCCGGUGUUGCACCAGGAGUUCCAUGCUCUGGCUUAUUGCUCUGAGACGAUUCGGCAAAUCGAUUUCACCAACUGCAGCUAUGAGCUGAACAGGGGAAAGACAGCCGACAGCCACUACCCGACCCUCCAGUUCCUUACGCCUAUCCUCCAUCUCCUCAAGACCGGCAUCUCAAAGUGCAACCGUUUGAUCUUGGCCCACAAUCACCUUUCUGAACAUGACAUCAGCAACCUCGCCGAGACUAUGGAAACGGGUGCCAUCAGAGCCCUGGACAUCUCGGCUUGUGGCUUGGACGAUAUGGGUGUGAGGAGGAUCGUCAUUGACCCUCUGAUGGAGCGCCCUCUUCCUCUCGAGUCAUUGACGGUGGCGGGCAACUAUGGUCGAUUGCCCGCGUAUAUUUUGCCUGACCUCUUGCAGCAACUUCCUGAAAUUAGAGAGCUCAACCUCUGUGGCAGCAUUUUGGGAGACAGUUCGGAUGUGGGCCCGCUAUUGCCCUUUGAGCUGCUCGAAAGCCUCCAGUGGCUUGAGUCGAUCGAUAUCACGGGGUGGCUGAUCAACGAUGAGACCUUGAUGGACCUAGAGCGCUUCCUGAUGGCGAGAAGCUGGAAACUGGAUCACAGGCAAUUUUCAGCCUUCCGCCGGCUUGUCCUCAAGCAAUGCGGUAUUACGGGAUUCAAAGCUGCGGCAUUGUUUGAAGCCGUUGGGAAGGAUCAUGGCCUGCAUAUCGGCCUGAGCAACAAUCCGAUCGAGAACGGCAUUGGAGAGUUGGCUGCUGUCAUUCGGGAGAACAAGGGACCUGCUGGUCUGGAUAUGGAAAUGGUUGAGUUCCAGGACGAGGAUAACUACCUCGCUCUGAUCCACGCCUUGACCGAGACCAAGUACCUCACCGUCCUGAACAUGGCCGGUACAGCACCUGCUCCUUCUCCUACCGGCGUUUGCAGUUCCGAGAUGGUCAGCGCGCUGCAUGACUUGUUUGCGCGCAACACUUCCAUCCGGUGUCUUGAUCUCUCGGGCUUUUCCGGCAGGCUUGAUGAUGGCCAACUGACCAAGGGAUUCGGCCGCAGCUUGAGCGGUCUUGAGCAUAACAAGGCGAUGACCCACCUGCGGAUUCGGAACCAGAACCUCCACGACGACGCAGGCACGCUGGGCCAGUCCUUGAAGAGGAACAAUACACUGAUGGUCCUCGACUGCCAAGACAACAACCUCAAUCUGAACAGUUUUGGAUUCUUGGUCGACAGCAUGAAGAUUAACAGGACGAUCAUCGACUUCCCCUUCACCCCCAAGGAGCGCGCCGACAUUUGGAAGAAUGUCCUCAAGGGCCUUCGUCCAGGGCCACGCCCACCUCAGGCCAAAACUGGUCUCCACUUGGGCAAAGAUAAAAAGCACAAGGAUAAGAAGGACGACAAGGACAAGCAGCCUGCGCUUCAGCCCGACGUACAGGAAACUGCUUUGUGGACCAUCUUGGAGAAGCAGUUCAGGCAGCUGGACGAACACAUCGAGCGCAACCGCGAGCUUCUCGAGGCAUCAUCCGGCCAGGUCUUUGAUUUCGAGUCCCCAGCCUCCACCCCUAUCGACGCCGGACAGGCGGGCGGUGGUUUCAAUGCUGGUCCUGCUGGUGCAAGCGAGUGGCCUACCCUUCUUGAUCUCGAGUUCGACAUGGGCACCAUCGACCUGAACGACAGCACCACCCCUCCACCUGCGGUUGCCGGCCCUGUAGGCGAGGCAGUUGCUCAUGACGGGACAAUCCUUUUGCAGUCCAGCCCUGACCCGAAAUCCACACCCGCGGCCGAGGCCCCCAAGAAGGAGAAACACAGGCCACCCCCUCUCAUCCGUCGGAAGACUGUCCGUUCCUCUGCCCUGGACAAGGAGUCCCGGGAUGAGCCCCCACCGACACCUUCCUACUCCUUGAUCGGCCACGUCGGAGUAGGCAGCACAAUGUUGAACGCUGCACCCGACUAUCCCCCUCCCCCCCCUCCUCCACCCCCCGCCAUGCUCGCGGCCUUUGCCGGGGUCGAGUCACCAACUGAUACCCUCGACCCAGUCUCGGAGGUUGAGACGCCAGGGCCGGAUGAGUUGCUGCCUACAAUGGCUGAGCUUCACUUUAAGAACUAUAACAACAUUAGCGUGGCCAACAACAUCAAUAUCACCACCGCUACCACCAAAACCAACACCACUAUCACCACGACAACCAUCACGCACAGCAGCAGCACUAGCACGAACAAUAGCACUAGGGGUCAUAGGUUUACCCCGUCAAAUCAGAGUAUGGACGAGGAGGAGAAGUUGAGGGAGAUGUUGAGUCAGUAUAGGGGAGGAUUUAUGUUGGGGGGGUUUACUGACUGA